AAUUUAAUUUAAUUUAAUUUCUCCAUUAGCUAAUUAAAUUGAAUCGCAUCCCAUCGCUCAAUCAAUUAAUAUCUCAAAAUUUUCCUUCAUUUUCUUUCUCGCCAAACACAACAAAAUAUUUUAAUAUUGUAAAGAUCUAGGGUUAGCUGCUACUUCCGCUGCUACAGCUUCAAAUCUUAGAUUGUUGAACAAAAAUUGUAAAGUUAGAGCGGUAAUUGUUGUGAAACCUAGGGUUUUAGUUCAUAUAUAUGAUUGGAUUGGAUUAAUUAGAUUUGAUUAUUGUUAUUAUUAUUUUUUAAAGAACAAUGGAAACGAGUCCUGUUGUUGUUGUUGCUGGUGGUGUUAGCGAUUUGGCGAUGUUAGAUGCGGAGUUGUUACAGUUACCGGAGGUGUCGCCGCUCGCCUUCAAAUCGUAUCCUGACUUUGCUCAGAUGCUGUUUGAGCAGUGGCUUGCUCUUCCUGACGCUAAGGUCACAUCAUUGCUUAACGAUGCAAAGUCAGGUGCUCCCCUGAAUGUCACUGGAAACUCUUCUAAUGCAACUUCUACCACAGGCAGUUCCUUGCCUUCUAUGUUUCCUGGAGGAAGUACUCCUCCACUUUCUCCUAGGAGUACUAGUGGUUCUCCUCGUAUAACGAAGCAGAGAACUGGUCUUUCUAAUUUAGGCUCUCCUCUAAAAGUAGUUGGUGAACCAAUAAAGGAGUUCAUACCUCAGUUUUACUUUCAAAAUGGCCGUCCACCUCCAAAUGAUCUGAAGGAACAAUGUUUGUUUCGGAUCAAUCACUUUUUCUAUGGACGCUCUGAUGGACUGCAGAUACACGAAUUCAAAUCCGUUACUAAGGAAAUAUGCAAACUGCCAUCUUUUUUCUCCUCGACUAUUUUUAAAAGGAUCGAUGUUACUGGAACGGGUAUUGUCACGAGGGAUGCCUUUGUUAAUUAUUGGAUAAAUGGUAACAUACUGACAAUGGAUAUGGCAACCCAAAUAUAUAAAAUUCUUAAGCAACCAGAUCUCAAAUACCUCACUCAGGAAGACUUUAAACCAGUGCUUCGAGAACUUUUGGCAACUCAUCCAGGAUUAGAGUUUUUACAGAGCACGCCUGAGUUUCAGGAAAGAUAUGCUGAAACUGUAAUAUACAGAAUAUUUUACUACAUAAAUAGAUCCGGGGAUGGUCAUCUUACCCUCAGGGAGCUCAAACGUGGAAAUUUAAUUGAUGCAAUGCUGCAUGCAGAUGAAGAAGAGGACAUAAAUAAAGUCUUGAGGUACUUCUCAUAUGAACACUUUUAUGUGAUAUACUGCAAAUUUUGGGAACUUGACACAGAUCAUGAUUUUCUGAUCGACAAAGAGAACCUCAUCAGAUAUGGUAACCAUGCACUUACCUACCGGAUUGUUGAUAGAAUAUUUGCCCAGGUUGCGAGAAAGUUUACUAGCAAGGUUGAAGGGAAGAUGGGAUAUGAGGAUUUUGUGAAUUUCAUACUGUCGGAGGAGGAUAAGUCAUCUGAACCUAGUCUUGAAUAUUGGUUCAAGUGCAUAGAUUUGGAUGGAAAUGGUGUUUUGACAAGGAAUGAAAUGCAAUUUUUUUAUGAAGAGCAGUUGCACCGCAUGGAAUGCAUGGCCCAAGAGCCUGUGCUUUUUGAAGAUAUUUUGUGCCAGAUAAUUGACAUGAUUGGACCAGAGCAUGAGGGCUUUAUCACAUUGCGUGACCUGAAAGGCUGUAAGCUGUCCGGAAGUGUGUUCAAUAUCCUUUUCAACCUUAAUAAGUUUAUGGCCUUUGAAACUCGUGAUCCGUUUCUAAUUCGUCAGGAGCGUGAGAAUCCAACAUUGACCGACUGGGAUCGCUUUGCACAUAGAGAAUAUAUCAGGCUUUCAAUGGAGGAAGAUGUUGAAGAUGCCUCUAAUGGAAGUGCAGAAGUCUGGGAUGAAUCGCUUGAGGCUCCAUUUUGAGGUUAAUUAGAGUGUUUGCAGAAAACCUCUGAAUUCUCAAUAUACGGAGGCCUGAAGAACAGUAUACUAAGGAACAAUUUUUCUAUGGGAUGUGGCAACUCUGAACUUAACAAGGGAAAGUCCAAGCUUGGUGGGUGAACAAACUUCUUUCUUAAUUGCCAGUGCCAGAAGCAAAAUUAUCAACGCCUUUGUGAGCCCUAUUAUGACGCAAUGAUGAACACUACAAUGGAUAAACUCGUUGAUGGUGCUAAAGUUCCCGGAAAGGAAGGGCCGUUGCUCAGAGGUGAGAUUUUGAUUGUCCAGGUUGAAGUAGCUCAAAAAACUUUUUUUUCUUCAUUCAUCCAUUUGUAAGAUAUUAUGUCGCAGUCAUUUCCCUUUCUAAUUUAGCAGUUGGUUCUUUUGAGAUA
This is a messenger RNA of Mercurialis annua (annual mercury), 2347 nucleotides long. Its product is annotated as serine/threonine protein phosphatase 2A regulatory subunit B''beta-like. Gene Ontology annotation, biological process: protein dephosphorylation. The coding region runs from base 306 to 1940 and encodes 544 amino acids. The record is from RefSeq and is a predicted model, not a curated record. Gene Ontology annotation, molecular function: protein phosphatase regulator activity; calcium ion binding. Gene Ontology annotation, cellular component: protein phosphatase type 2A complex. The transcript is spliced from 13 exons. Lineage: Eukaryota; Viridiplantae; Streptophyta; Magnoliopsida; Malpighiales; Euphorbiaceae.